AUGAACAAGACAAAGUAUUCAACUCAUUCUGCUGUGAAGGUGUGGCCCAUCUGGGCCCAAUGCUGCGGUGAUAUUCAGUCUGGAUUGUGUGUACGAACACUCAUGUCUGUAUGCCUCCUCAGGGGAUGGGACAAUUUUGAGAAUCUCAGGUUCCAGCACAUAAUUGCUUUGUCUUGUGAAUUUGACAGUAGACAGUUGGAAUCUGGUAUUGGUCGCCCUUGCAAAAUGUCAAUCAAGACUGUCCAGAGUGGAGCCAAUGUGUCCGAGAGGCAAGACUGUAUGCUCGGUCGACGUAAACAGGUGCAGUGA
Messenger RNA from Ostreobium quekettii, 309 nucleotides. The record is from the annotation of a GenBank genome assembly. NCBI's taxonomy places the organism in Eukaryota, Viridiplantae, Chlorophyta, Ulvophyceae, Bryopsidales, Ostreobiaceae.